AUGGAUCGACAAAGUUUUGACAUUAAUCUUAGCGCUAUGGAGAAAAACUGUGAUAUGCUAAAAACGAAGAUUGCUAACUUCCGCCUCAUAAGCGACGUUCUGCAAGACAAGACGUACCAACUGUUGAAUAUCAUUCGCAAAAAGGAGGAUUUUUUCGGCAUAUUCACCCGUGAAUAUGAUGAGGUCUCCAAUGACAUUAACUCCGUCCAAGCGGUUAUCGAAAUGUACUCCACCGAGUUAGAAGAGCUUGAGGCUGCAAUUGACGAAUGUAAGCGGGAGAACAGUGCGGCAGGCGCUUCUCGAGGUAAAAGCGGCCCGCACCAACCCAAUAAUGGCGAUUCUACCACCCUAAGUCCACCACAACGUCGGCUGCCAAUUCAGAAGUGCCAGCUGAGGGCACACCUUCCAGAUAACCAGUUCACCGUGGUUGAGGUGCGUCCAGGACAGACGAUACGUCAGGUGUUAGAGAAGAAGCUUUCCCAUCGAUGCUAUCGCACUGAGGAUCUCUCUGUCUAUAGCGUCGGCUCAGGGAAUCUUGUGUUGUGGGACGACGAUGCAGCUGGAGUAGCUCUGGUCUCAGGGGACCUGGUUGUGGAGUUUAACGAUGAGCAGACCCAUCGGCGUCCAAAGCAUGAGUUUCAGCGCAGAAGGUUCUUUGAGACUCAAAUCUGCAGCAUCUGUCAGAAGUUUGUCUUCUUUGGAAUUACUUGCAAAAUUUGCGGCUUGGCGUUUCAUCAGAGGUGCGUUUCGCGGUUGGAGAAGCACCACUUGCAACCUACUGAAGAGGAUAAUUUCAUUGAAAUUCAGCGACUCCUAAAGUGUAGCGGCCAGCGCAGUUCCAAUUGGUUGGCAGUUCAGAACGGCUCGAGCGGUGCAAUUUCCACCACAGGAUCGACAACACCCACAACUGCGCAGGUCUGUGUCUACGAGGCGGCCACGGUGGCAGCGGCGGUGGUGGCUGCGGCUGCUGCGGCGGCAGCAGAGCAGCGAGGAAGCGGAUCGGAGGCGGAUCGCGGUGUCCGUGAUGCAGUCACGGCUAGAAUGCCCUCGGCCCAUCUACUUACUGCUGUUACCCGUGAGCGCUCCUCCUCCAGUCCCAAUGUCUGCCAUCACAUCAAUCCCCAACAGCUACCCUCUUUCUCCAACCUUAUUCCCUGGGCGGGUUCGGUUAAGUCCCACGAUGGUAACCAGCCUUCUAAUCCCUCCAAUGCUGCCGUCGGUGGUGGUGACUCAAGUGAAUUCAAGAGCCCUCUUCCAUCCAAUCUGGAGACAGAAGAUCGUUUAAAAUCGGCGACUGACGGGGGUGAUGGAACCGCCUCUACACUUCGGCAACGCCAACGCCUUGACUCCAGUGACAAGUGGGAGAUUCCCGCAGAGGAGAUCCAGAGGGGUCCACGCAUCGGAUCGGGCUCUUUUGGCACGGUUUUCAAGGGCUACUGGCACGGGGAUGUUGCCAUCAAGGAGCUCAAUGUUGUUGAUCCUACUGCAACCCAGUUAAAGGCGUUCAAGAAUGAGGUUAAUGUUCUCAGAAAAACAAGUCAUGCCAAUAUUCUCCUCUUCAUGGGCGUCGUCUCGAAGCCGCGAUUAGCCAUCAUCACGCAGUGGUGCGAGGGCUCUAGUCUCUACAAACACAUUCAUGUGCACGAACGUCACUUCGAUGUGGAGGAGAUGGUCGAUGUUGCUCGUCAAACCACUCAGGGCAUGGAUUACCUACACGCGAAGAAAAUUCUUCACCGUGACCUCAAAUCCAGCAACAUAUUUCUGCACGAACGGAUUGUGAAGAUUGGUGAUUUUGGCCUGGCCACGAUGAAAACGUGGAAGGGCGGUUCGCGUCAGCCUACUGGCUCUAUCUUUUGGAUGGCGCCGGAGGUGAUGCGCAUGGAGGGUGAGACACCAUACACAAAUCUCUCGGACGUCUACGCCUUCGGAAUUGUAUUGUAUGAGCUAAUCACUGGUCAACUGCCCUUCCGUGGGCACAACAGCCGUGAACAAAUCCUCUUUCUCGUCGGUAAAGGCAUCCUCCGACCCGACAUGUCGGCUAUUCGCUCCGACGUGCCCACCGAGUUGCGCCGUGUAGUCAUCGAGUCCUGCGAGUUUUCGCGCGAUGCUCGACCAAAUUUUUCUCAGUUGCACCAACGUCUGGACGAUCUCUACCGCCGACUGCGAAAACUUCCACGCUGCUCCUCGGAACCGAACUUGCGCAAGUACUGGGGUCGCUGCGGUGUAGGAGAGGACUGCGCCGGUCAACUGCCGCCACCACCACCGCCGCAACCGCUCCCGUUCCCACCCCCACCCCCUCCUCCUCCUACUUAUUCUCCCCUCAUCGAAGAUGUGACUGUUAAGGUCCAAUGA
This is a messenger RNA of Echinococcus granulosus, 2352 nucleotides long. Its product is annotated as Serine/threonine-protein kinase B-raf. The coding region runs from base 1 to 2352 and encodes 783 amino acids. Gene Ontology annotation, biological process: protein phosphorylation; signal transduction. The record is from RefSeq and is a predicted model, not a curated record. Gene Ontology annotation, molecular function: protein kinase activity; ATP binding. Lineage: Eukaryota; Metazoa; Platyhelminthes; Cestoda; Cyclophyllidea; Taeniidae. The transcript is spliced from 9 exons.